This is a messenger RNA of Phaethon lepturus (White-tailed tropicbird), 720 nucleotides long. RefSeq names its product unconventional myosin-IXa-like. The transcript is spliced from 9 exons. NCBI's taxonomy places the organism in Eukaryota, Metazoa, Chordata, Aves, Phaethontiformes, Phaethontidae. The record is from RefSeq and is a predicted model, not a curated record. Gene Ontology annotation, cellular component: myosin complex. The annotation marks the transcript as partial. Gene Ontology annotation, molecular function: GTPase activator activity; ATP binding; microfilament motor activity. Gene Ontology annotation, biological process: intracellular signal transduction.
CAUAACGAGUGGGCGUCCAAGAGCCGCCGGCGUCUCAGCGGAGCGCUGAAGCUCGGAGGCGAUGUUGCUGGUCAGAGCAGCCUCAUUGCGGCGGGACCGGCCGCGUUCGCUCAAGCGGUGGAUGAUGAAGAGCUGCUGGUUAUCGUCGGGUGGGGUGGGGAGAAGGAGCAGCGAGGGCUCUGCGUCCCUGGGGUGCUGGUCAGCGCAUCCACGCUGGUGCACCAAGGACGGCGGAUGGCUUUCGGAAACGCAAAAACGGCACAUAACAACAACUCGAGUCGCUUUGGCAAAUUUAUUCAAGUGAAUUACCAGGAGACGGGCACCGUGCGCGGAGCUUAUGUUGAAAAGUACCUCCUGGAGAAAUCAAGGCUAGUCUAUCAGGAGCACAAUGAACGGAACUACCACGUAUUUUACUACCUCCUGGCAGGAGCGAGCGAGGAAGAGAGAUCAGCAUUUCAUCUGAAGCAGCCUGAGGAAUAUCAUUACCUCAACCAGGACUGCUUUUCUGUGGAAGGGGAGGACUUGAAGCAUGACUUUGAGCGGUUACAGCUAGCCAUGGAGAUGGUGGGGUUUCUUCCCAAGACUCGCAGACAAAUUUUCUCUCUCUUGUCGGCGAUACUACACCUGGGUAACAUCCGUUACAAAAAGAAGACUUACCGGGAUGACUCCAUUGAUAUUUGUAACCCUGAAAUACUGCCUAUCGUGUCAGACCUGCUGGAG